UUUUGAAUUCAAAUAAAAAUGAAUAAUAAUAAAUAUAAUAAAACAAUAAUAAUAUAACAAUAAUAAUUGGUAUUCAAAUAAAAAAAAUGUAAUUGAACAGUAAAAUAUUAAAGUUUGAAUUAAACUAGAAAAUAAAUACAAUUAAUAGUAAAAUAAUAAUAAUGAUAUUAAAGAUAAUAAAGAGUUAACUGGAUGAUGAUAUAAUGUGUGUAAUGACAGAUACAGGCUGAUUGAAGUUUGUGUUUACAUAUGAGUUACAUCUCAGAGUGUGUGUGUGUGUCAGUAAGUGAUGACAUAAUGGAUUCAUUGAUUAGUAUUUCCGGUAAUGUCUGUCUGUGGUGCAGCAUAUCAGCAGCGCUCCGCUCCAGUGUGUGCAGGAUCCGCUCCGUGUUUCCUCCCCUCCCCUCUGUUGUGGCCGGUCUGUGUGUGUGUGUGUGUGUGUGUGUGUGUAUGUGUGUGUGUGGAGCGGAGUGUGUUCAGAGUGCAGGCGGAGGAGGCAGCGGGACCGCGGCUGCUGAGCCUUGUGUCUGUGUCAGGGCUACAGCCGGAGCAGAGGAGCAGAGGAGGUUCGGCUCCGAGUCUCCGGGUCUGAACCCAGGAUCAUUAGGAGCACAAUAAGAGCCGGGCUGAGGUGAAGCAGCUCUGCUGGAUCUGGAUCCUCUGCGCGCUGCUCAGCGCUGCGCUGCGGGGGAUGUGCGCACACAAUGGGAGCCGACGCACUGGUGGCACGGUCCGGGACGCGGCGGUAGGAUAACAUUUAUUUAUGUGUUUGUUUGGGAAUGGUACCGGAGCAGGAUCCAGAGCUGGCAGGACUUCCUCUGCCCGGAUAGAAGAGUGUUUUUCCACGCCGGGGGUCGCCGCGGUGUUCCGGACAGAGAGCCCGGGGGAAGAGCGGCCGGCGGAGGACGCGCCUGGUUGUUGCGUUUGUUGCCAGUUUGAAUUCCGCUGGGAUGAAGGCGGAAUGUAUUUCCUGCGCUGUGUGCACAUCUGGAUGAAGGGAGAGUCGGUUAUUGCCCCGGAGCGUUUUUACUCUCAACACGUUUAGAGAAGUUGUGUGGAUUUUAACCCAAACGUCCUCAGAGCAGCUGGACCUCAGGGAUGUACCUGCUGGACAGUAGCUGCACUGACAGGAUGGAGAGGGGAACGCCGCAGAGGAAAACCGUCUACCGGAUCUCCCUCACCUUGGUGAAGAGGGAGAGUUUAGAUGAUGAUGAUGAUGAUGAUGAGGGGUCAGGCCCCAGGCGGGCGGAGAACCCAAAGGUGGGCGCUUUCAGGCGGGAGGGCUCGGUGGAGAUCCAGCGCAGCGGCCUGCUGGAGCAGCUGAAGGAGGUGGAGGACGAGUCUGAAGACUUCUCCUCGUCUCACGGCUACAUGAGGAACUUCAGGACGUUCAGCACGGGUCAGCUGGAGCUGGGGCGGCUGAAGCUCGCCAGGAAGCUCCACCUGCAGAAGGAGCUGAAGGAGAAGGCCGCCAGCCCGGUGGCGGAGAACAUGCCAAGUCCGGGAGGGGAUCAGCAGGAAGCGGAGGAUUCACAGAGACUUAAAGAGGAUGUUUGCACUGAAGCUCCACAAACAGACGCCAGUGUGGAGAACGGCGGCGUGGAGGAGAAGAAGAAGAGGCUCCUGAAGGCGAGGAGCUUUGAGGAGAGGAGCUCCGACUCACCUUUGAACCCUGAGGGGAAAAUGUCGCACUCUAAAAGCAAUGGGAAAACAGCCAAAGCUGCGUCCCCGGAGACCCCCCCUCUGAAGCGUCCGCCCGGCCUGCUGCGCCGCAGCUUCAGCUUCAGACACUGGAGCGGCGGCGAGCUGCUGCGUCUGAGGGCGCUGUCCAAAGACAAACACCACAGCAGCUCUGGCUGCAUCGGCCGCAACGCCACGCCGGACGGUGGCGAGAAGGAUGCACAGGCUGCUGUUGAGCCCCCAGCCCCCCGCCUGGACCCCACCAGGCAGAAGAGCAGGACCCUGGAGGUCGGCGCCGUCCUGAACAAGACGGACUCCAUGUCAGAGCUGAGCCGCUGGGAGAGGGCGCGAGGCAACAAGAACAGGACACUCGACAACAGCGACCUGGUGCGACUGGCGGCCGAGAAGGACGCAUCAGGAGGGGGCUUCCUGCUGAGGGGAGGGGGAGGGCGCUCUAGUGAGAGGCGUCUGGUGCGCUUCUUCAGUGGGAUCUUCUCCAGGAGGGACGGAGCGUCCACCUCCACCCCGGUGGGCAGCCCCAGCACCAACCGGUCCCUGCGGCGGAGCAAGAGGGCGGCGCUGUCCCAGUCCAGCACGGAGAGCAUGAACGGAGGAAGCACUGAAGAUGCAUUUGUGAACAGUCAGGAGUGGACGCUGAGUCGAACGGUACCAGAACUGAAAGUGGGCAUUGUGGGUAACCUGGCCAGCGGUAAGUCGGCGCUGGUCCACAGGUACCUGACGGGAACGUACGUCCAGGAAGAGUCACCUGAAGCUGACGUGGACGCAGGUGGCCGCUUCAAGAAGGAGAUUGUGGUGGACGGUCAGAGUCACCUGCUGCUCAUCAGAGACGAAGGAGGCCCCCCGGAGGCUCAGUUUGCGCUGUGGGUGGACGCCGUGAUCUUCGUCUUCAGUCUGGAGGACGAGAUCAGCUUCCAGACAGUCUAUCACUACUUCAGCCGCCUCGCCAACUACAGGAACGCCGCCGACCUGCCGCUGGUCCUGGUCGGCACGCAAGACGCCAUCAGCUCAGCCAACCCGAGAGUGAUCGACGACAGCCGAGCCAGGAAACUCUCCAACGACCUCAAACGCUGCACCUACUACGAAACCUGCGCCACCUACGGCCUCAACGUGGAGCGAGUCUUCCAGGACGUCGCCCAGAAGAUCGUGGCCACCAGGAAGAAGCAGCAGCUGUCCAUCGGGCCGUGCAAGUCGCUGCCCAACUCCCCGAGUCACUCGUCUGUCUGCGCCACACAAGUGUCCGCCGUCCACAUCAGCCAGACGAGUAACGGCGGCGGCAGUCUGAGCGACUACUCGUCGUCGGUGCCGUCCACGCCCAGCACCAGCCAGAAGGAGCUGCGCAUCGACGUGCCACAGACCACCAACACGCCCACGCCCGUCAGGAAGCAGUCCAAGCGCCGCUCCAACCUCUUCACCUCGAGGAAGGCGAGCGAGCCGGACAAGGACAAGAAAGGCCUGGAGGCUCGGGCCGACAGCAUCGGCAGCGGGCGAGCCAUCCCCAUCAAACAGGGCAUGCUGCUGAAGAGGAGCGGUAAAUCCCUCAACAAGGAGUGGAAGAAGAAGUACGUGACGCUGUGUGACAACGGACUGCUCACCUACCACCCGAGUCUGCAUGACUACAUGCAGAAUGUCCACGGUAAGGAGAUCGACCUGCUGAGGACCACGGUCAAGGUGCCGGGGAAGAGGCCGCCCCGCGCCGUGUCCACCUGCGCCGCCGUCCCGAGCCCCAAAACCAACGGUCUGACGAAGGACAUGAGCAGCAUGCAGCUGGGACAGACUCCAGGUGAGAGAGGUUCGGUGACCAGCAGCUCGUCGGUGUCUCAGAUGGCGAGCGGCGUCAGCUUGGUGUCCUUCAACAGUCGCGGCCUGGAGGGGAUGCACCAGCGCUCGUACUCCGUCUCCAGCGCCGACCAGUGGACCGACGCCACCGUCAUCGCCAACUCCGGAGUCAGCACAGAUACAGGCCUGGGAGACUCAGUCUGUUCCAGUCCCAGUAUCUCCAGUACCACCAGUCCCAAGAUGGAGCCGCCACCGUCGCCGCACGCCAACCGCAAGAAGCACCGCAGGAAGAAGAGCACCAGCAACUUCAAAGCCGACGGCCUCUCUGGUACUGCGGAAGAACAAGAGGAGAACUUUGAGUUCACCAUCGUGUCGCUGACGGGCCAGACGUGGCACUUCGAGGCCACUUCGUACGAGGAGCGCGACGCCUGGGUUCAGGUCAUCGAGAGCCAGAUCCUGGCCAGCCUGCAGUCCUGCGAGAGCAGCAAGAACAAGUCUCGUCUGACGAGUCAGACAGAGGCCAUGGCUCUGCAGUCCAUCAGAAGUAUCCGAGGAAACAGUCGCUGUGCCGACUGCGAAGCUCAGAACCCGGACUGGGCGAGUCUGAACCUCGGGGCCCUGAUCUGCAUCGAGUGCUCGGGCAUCCACAGGAACCUGGGAACGCACCUGUCCAGGGUCCGCUCUCUGGACCUGGACGAGUGGCCGCUGGAGCUCAUCAAGGUCAUGUCGGCCAUUGGAAACGAGCUCGCCAACAGCGUGUGGGAGGCCAACGCACAGGGACGCCUCAAACCUGCACCGGAUGCCAGCAGGGAGGAGCGGGAGCGCUGGAUCCGGGCGAAGUACGAGCAGCGCCUGUUCCUGGCGUCGCUGCCAGGCACUGACCUCUCUCUGGGCCAGCAACUGCUGAGGGCAACGGCCGAGGAGGACCUGCGCUCUGUUGUCCUGCUGCUCGCCCACGGUUCCCGACAGCAGGUCAACGAGACCUGCGGGGAGGGAGACGGACGCAACGCGCUGCACCUCGCCAGCCGCAAGGGCAAUGUGGUCAUCACGCAGCUGCUCAUCUGGUACGGCGUGGAUCUGAUGGCGAGGGACGCCCACAGCAACAGCGCGAUGGCGUAUGCUCGGCAGGCCAGCAGUCAAGAGUGUGUGGACACACUGGCUCAGUACGGCUGCCCCGACGAGCGCUACCCUCUCAUGGCCACGCCCAACCUGUCGCGCCGCAACACCAACCGUAACAACAGCUGCAGCAGUGCCGGGAGCGCCGCGCUCAUAUGACCGUGGAGAUCUGACUCUUUACAACAAACAAACCCUGCUUUGGGAGAGCUUUUAUUUUGGGAACCACUACCUGUUGUGACUCACCGACCUCACCUGACAACCGCCGCCGCCGCUGCUGCCGCCAGCUCGUUAUGACUGAUUAAAAACUGGGGUCAGUGGUGACGCUGUUUGGGGGGAAAACCCCAAAGCAUGGUGGGAAACGUGGUCCACAUCAUCAACAGACGUCGCUGGCUCAUCAGAGCAAUUUGGGAAAUAAUCAUGUGACUCGCGGCAGCCAAUGACGGCCAGUCUGAAGCUCCAGGGACAUCAUACCUCAUCACAGCUCUAAUUUAACACUACAGCCAAUCAGAAGACCGUCUCACUAAAACAUAUCGUCUUCUCUGUGAACACGAAAAGAACAAAACUGUGAGACAGCGAUAUCACGAAGGAAACCAGAGGCGGAGUCUUCGUAGCAUGCCCACAUCAUCAUCAUCAUCAUCACCAUCACUCGAGGACUCCUCUCAUUUUGGCGUCAGUGUUUCACCUUUUCUUUCAUGGAUUCUGUGAACUCUCCUGCCUUUUUUUUUAAUGUGAAAAAUAUCUUGAUGUGUAAGAGAAAAAAAAACGAUAUCAGAUCUUAGAGGUAAACAAGAAGAAGUGUGAUAGAUCGCAUGCCCUAGACACUUUUCUAUUUUAAUUUAAGGCAUUUUUCCUGGACUGUGUAUAUUGUAUCUUGAUGUGCAUUGCUGGACCAAUCGUUAAAAUGUCGACACGGGGAAGGUUUUUUUUGUUGUUUUUGAUUUUUCAGGUGUAUAAAGUCAUUAAGUGUACAGAAGCUCUUGCCAGGCUCAGGGACCGGAGACUGUCGAUCAUGAACAUCCAAUCGUCUUUUCCCAGCAUCCUUAAAUCAGGCGUCAGAGUUUCAUUUGGUUUCACUUCACUCAGUUCGGAUUUUCCAUGAAUUUAAAGACUGACUAACUAACUAAAUAAUUUGUUGCCUAAUCUAGGGCUGGAUGAUAUGAUACCACAUAGUGAUACUUACUAGCUUCAUCGUUUGGCCUUUAAAUGGCAAAAACGGUGACCCGAACAAGAAGCGACGUCUUCAAAUUGCAGUUUUUGUCCAACCGACAGCCCCAGACACAAACAUAUUCAAUUCACAAUCUUAGAAAACAGAGAAAUACAGCAAAUAAACCUAAAUAUGGAGGGCUGGAACCAGUGAAUUAAGACUGGAAAAGAUCAGACGCCGCAAGACGAAAUGACAAAACACUUUGUCUGACGUGAACGUCCAUCUGUCAUUGGUUCUUGAAGCGACUCUCAUUUUAUUGGAUCCAGAAUAUUUAUUGUAUUUUAAGGGAAAUGAGAGUUAAUUUAGAUCUGUAAAAGAUUUAUAAUGCCAGCAGUUGAUACAGAGACAUAGAUGCCUCAUUAGCCGCUGGAUCUUACGUCAGCGUGGCCGCCAUAUUGGAGAGGGCGAGACUGGCCUUUCUGGAUAAAAAGCUUGUAUUUCUCAACCUUCUGUUGCACAUUUAAUGCUAUUCGACUUCCGGGUCAAAGCCCAGGGUUGAAACUGGAGCAUGCUCAGAGUGCCUCGGCUAGUUGAGGUCCAAAUGACUACAUACAUGCAGGAGGUAUUCAACUGUGUUAGUCCGACUUUGAGAAAUUCAAUUGAGUACGAUUUCAGUCGGACUAAAAUGUUUACAUGUAUUUAAAAGUCUGGAUUUAAUUGGAUGAAUACAAUAAAUCGGGUUUCUCUAUUGUCACGUUAAUGUAUUGUCUGACAUAUCGCUGCAGCGUCUACAUAUAUAAAUGUCGGUGAUGCUGGUAACAUGACAGAUUUGGUCUAUCGUCCAGCCCGAACUGAUUUAUCUGAACUGAUUGAACUGUUAGCAUCUUAAACCCGUGUCUGAUUUACAUUCUGGUUGAACAUCCUUGGUUUAAUUUAAACUGUCCCUGAAGUGAAUUUAUUGUUUUACAAAAUGGGAAAGAAAAGGAAGCAGCUACUAAACAAACGGAGAGAAAAGGGAAUUGAUAUGCUUCUUCUUCUUCUUCUUCUUCUGGUGUUUUCAGUUUGGGUUGACGGGAGGUGACAAGUUACUUUUUAUUGAUUCAUUUCAGCUAAAACUCACUUUUACUGUCUCGAAUGAAAAGAAGUGAACGUGGUGUAGCUAACGUACAAGAUUCUGUAAAAAGCUGUCUGUAAUGUUAUUUCAAUGACCUCACACCAAGUUCCCUCCAGUCCCGUCCAAUCAGACAGUCUCCCUGAUCUGCUCAGCGAAUCACUAAGAAGGGCUUCUUCUUCUUUUUCUUCUUCUUCUCUGGUCUGGAAACCUUGUUGUAAAUAAUCUCCUCUUUCUCCAUCACCUCCUCUCUUUCAACCAUGACGUCUUGUAAAUUAGAGAACACAGGGAGUUCUUCCUGUGCGCCGGUGUCAGGAUGCAGAAUGGAAGUGAUUUAUUCUAAUGUGUGUUUGUUGUGUGGAAAAAAACAUGAGCACGGACUGAAUGUGUUCUGGCUCAGUGUUGCGCUGAUCCAUCCAGGGCAGGAAGUUCAACUUUUCUGGGUAACAACGCAUGUAAACCAGUAAACCAGUGGUUCCCAGUCUGGAAGUCUUAGAAGAACUCAUCCAGCCUGAAGGGUCACAAGACAGCUUACAAGAUGAGAAAUCCAAAAACAAAACAACAUGUACUCAACGCAAAAAGGCUGUCAUCAAGACCACUGAGUCUCCUCCGAGAUGAUUCAAAGUCUGAGCCUCUUUGAGGACGAGUCAAGACUGAGUUCAAAUGUGAUCAAGUUUGGGGACAAGACUGAGUCCAUAUUUAGACAAGUUUGAGUGAGGACGGAGUCCAAACAUGGUCAAGUUUUGAGUCAAGACCAGGUCCAUAUGUGGUCACGUUAAGAGUCAAGACCUAGUCUAAAUUUAGACAAAUUUGAGGUUGAAUUUGAGUCAAGACCGAGUCCACACUUAGACAAGUUUGAGGCCAAAUUUGGGUCAAGACUGAGUUCAAAUGUUGUAAAGUUUUGAGUCGAAAGCAAGUCCAAAUGUGGGCAACAUUUAAAUCAAGACCAAGUCCGAACAAUUUAGGUUUUUGAGUGAAGACCAAGUCCAAAUGAGGUUAAGUUUUGAGAUAAGAUUGAGUCAAAUUUAGACAAGUUUAAAGUCAAGACCAAGUCCAAACAUGCUCAAGUUGUGCGUCAACAAGUCCAGAUUUGGACAGGUUUGAGUCAGAAGCAUGUCCAACUUUGGGCAACAUUUGAGCCAAAACUGAGUCCAAGUUUAGACAUGUUUGAGUCAAGAUCAAGUCCAAACGUGGUCAAGUUUUGACUCAAGACUAAGCAAACCAAACAUGUUCAAGUUUGAAGUCAGGUUUAAGCCAAGACUGAGUCCAAACAUUGUCCAAUUUUGACCAGUCAAGACCAGGUCAAAACAUGGUUAAGUUUUGAGUCAAAAGCAUGUCCAAAUGUGGGCAACAUUUGGGUCAAGACCAAGUCCAAAUGUAGACAAGUUUGAGGUCAAAUUUGAGUCAAAACCACGUCCAGACAUGGUCAAGUUUUAAGUUAGACCGAGUCCAAAUUUAGACAAGUUUGAGAUCUCUUAAUGUGAUCAGGCUUAGAGUCAAGACUGAGUUCAAAUUUGAGCAAGUUUGUGUCAAGACCGAGUCCAUUUAUGGUCUGGUUUUGAGUCAAGAAGGUGUCCAAAUUUAGACAAGUUUGAAGUCAAGUUCUGAGUCAUGACAGAGUCCAAAUGUGGUCGAGUUUUGAGUUGAAUCUACAUGUGGUCAAGUUCGGACAAAGACCUGUAAAACCGAAACAGUGCCCCUUUCGGUAUUAGCGAAACAUGUCGACUGAACGCUAAUUGAUCAGGAUUGUCGGGACAAAUGCUCCUUAAACCUCAACGGUUUGUGAGUGAUGAUUUUUACCUUCAACACUAUGCUGAGCACCUACUGCUCGUCUCUUUACUCUCUAUACUGUUUCGUCCCCAAACUUUAACGUAAAUGUUGCUGCAGAGGUUGAGGAGCAGCUCUCAACCGGACUGUGUAUCCAAGCAAUAUUCAUCAACACAUCGAUCACUGUCGCAUCGCAACUUCGUACACUGACAUUUGCUGCAAUAUCGCCAUUAAACCACAAACACUCUGCCUGUUUGUAGAAAUGUAAGAAAGAGUGAAAAGAAACAUGAAAUUUUCCUACUUACGCCUCUUUUUUUUUUGUUACACGCCAGCCUUUACGUUCCUAACUUCGUCCAACCUUGUUACUGUAUGUGCCAUGCCCCCAUUUCCCUAGUCAUCUCAAAGAUGGCGCUCUAUCCCCCGUAAAACGCUAAACCAAGAGUUUUGACCGCAACUUGUGUUUUCAAAGUGUUUGAUUUUAUGUUUUUAUAUUGGAUUCGUCCCACGUCUGUCCUGAACUAGGACAGCAGGACAGGGUGAAGACGUCCUUUUAUUUAUGACAGAAAUGCACUAAAUCUGAUUCAGUCCGUCUUAACACUUUCCACUACAGCUUUUUAUGUUUUCUUGCGUUAGCGUGAACUGACUUUUGCCUAUUUCUCUUAGAGGCGGCGGCUCCUGGCGGUUUCCCCGAAACUGACUUUAACAGCGUCUAAAUUCUGAGAAACCAGUCUAGCUAUGUAAAUGAACGUAACAUCCGUUUUUAAAUGGUCGUAGGUAUCAAAAUAAUCUGCCAAAGGGUUAAUGAUAACACUAACUGCUAGCUAGCAACAGCAUGGCAACUGUUUGCUAGCUUAUACUGUCCUGGUAAAGUUCCAUGGUAAACAGCUCCACAAAAUCCUUUUACUUAAGUUCUUCAAAGGAGAAUAACUUCGGUAAUACCUCCUUUAAAAUGUUAAAUACUAACUAAUUUGUCAAUAGGAUAACGCUAACCCUAACUGCAGCUAGCCGUGAACAACCUAGAAUGGUAGUAUUGUUUCAGCUAGCAAGCAAACUGUUACUAAAAGUCAACUGAACUGCUCUUUUUUCCCUCAAAAAAUUACCAAACACAUACAAUUUAAAAAUGUUUGGAGUAGACACACCUGGGAAGCUUCUGAUGCAGCUAGCGAUCAGUUAGCUAAACUCAGCUAAUGAGGAGAAACACACACGUCAUUGCUAAAUUUCAGUUGGUCACUGAUUUGUUGUCAUUUUGGUUUUGAACUUCACUCUGGUAUCUGCUGCCGAAGCUAACUGCGGCUAGCUGUGAACAAACUAGCAUGGCGGCAGUGUUUCAGCUAGCAGGCAAAUUAUUAAUACUUUAACUCUAAGUGAGCUGAAUUGCUUGCUUGUCUCUCCAAAAAUUGACACAGAAAUUGUUGGAGAAUGUGAAGCUUCUGACGCAGCUAGCGAUCAGUUAGCUUAACUUAGCUAACAGAGAUAAAUGCGCAAUUUCAAUUUGUCACUGAUUUGUUGUCAUUUUUGUUUUAAACAUCACUCGACUCUAAAGUCUGUUUAUUUAAUCUCAUCAGACGAGAGAAAACUGCUCUUUACUGUUUGUAGCCACAGAAAUUGCUUAGCCAUCUGUUGCCGAAGCUGACUGCAGCUAGCGGUGAACAAACUAGCAUGGCAGUGUUGUUUCACCUAGCAAGGAAAUUAUUAAUAUGGCAGCUGAACUGCACUUAUUUCCCUCCAAAAAUUAACCGACCACAAAAGAUUUUAAAAUGUUUGCAGCACUAAUGCAUCCCGUGAAGCUUCUGAAGCUGCUAGCGAUCAGUUAGCUAAAUUUAGCUAACUGGAUGGUGAUGUGCUAGUUGAAUCUCCUUCUGUCUGUCCAUUUAUUUAACCUCAGCACAGAAAGCUUAGUAAUAUCUGUUUUUAAGUGUUUGAAGCCGCAGCUGUCUGUCGCUGAAGCUAACUGCAGCUAACGACACAUUAGCAUGGUUAGUUUUGAUCUUCCAAGCUAACUUUAUGGCUUUCCCCUAAUUUGAUCAUACUCAAGCUAAAAUUGGAAAAUAUUUAGAGACUAGAAACAUCCUGUGAAGCUCCAGCAAUCAGCUCGCUUAUCUCGGCUAACGGACAGUUGCGUGGUGUAUUUUCUAGUGGUGUUAGAGCCGAUGUUACGGGCAUAGAAAAGUGAAGCUGCCUGCUUGUAGAUAAAUAACAUCUGCUUUGAAAGGCGGCAGGAGAACAGGGAAACUGCAUUAGCGCUAAUCUAUCCACUCACCACCUCACCUGUACAUAGACUUCAAACAAUAAAACAAAGAAAAAUUUAAAAAAAACUCCUUAUGGUCAAGUUUGUCUGGUUGUGUUACCUCUCGUAGCCUUUACCCCUAAGCCCCGCCCACCAGGGCUGUCCCCUUUAUUAUUUAUAAAGGCACCCAUGUGAGUAAGACCCCGCCCCCUUUUUGUAUAUUUUCCUCAAACCUCUGCAGUCCAUUCGAGUUUUCUUAUUAUGAUUUAUCAUCCAGACACAUUAUUGUUCUUGUUAUUCUAAUUAUUAUUAUUAUUAUUGUUAUUGACUUUUUGUUGGCUGUACAGUUCUGUUGUUGAAAAA
Messenger RNA from Epinephelus moara (kelp grouper), 11205 nucleotides. It is a transcript of the gene agap1, whose product is annotated as ArfGAP with GTPase domain, ankyrin repeat and PH domain 1. The transcript is spliced from 19 exons. Gene Ontology annotation, molecular function: GTPase activity; GTP binding; GTPase activator activity. Lineage: Eukaryota; Metazoa; Chordata; Actinopteri; Perciformes; Serranidae. Bases 1099 to 4752 code for a protein of 1217 amino acids. The record is from RefSeq and is a predicted model, not a curated record. Gene Ontology annotation, cellular component: nucleus.